CAACCGAGCUUAUAAGGCGUAUGCAAACUUCCCCAUAAAGGCAUUAUCAAUUUCUAAUUAAUCUAAAAUUAUUUAGCCCGAUCAAUGAAAGUUGUUUUAUAUACAUAUAGCGGCCCCCAAAAGUGGCCAGGCCCAUUGAACCGAGCAACUGAGAGGCCACUCAAGUAACGUCUUGCGGAUGGAGAAUACUCUCCUUCAUUCGAUAUCAAUCAGCUUCCGAAUAACGUGAUCAUGUUUAUUCCCUACGUGUGCAUGCCGUGGAUAUUGCACUUUCGUAAAAGCCGUCAACUUCGUAGGCUGCAGGUCGUCCGUUAUGGAGCGGAGAGAGACCUUCUCAGCACGUCAGGAAACGUGAGUCCGGAUAGAUAGGCGUGCGGUGACGAAUGUUGACCAACGAAGUUGACCGGAACGUUCCAGCCAUAUUACUGCAGAAGCUUUGGAAAUGGCCUUUUCCCGCUGAAAAUCUUAUGCUUUCCAUACAUUCUGCACGGCGAUACCUCACUUGUUAAGCACGUGAAGGGCUUGUCGCCAAAUAGGCUUAGGCAUGAUUUCAAUCUCGACAUCUACCCGGUUCGCGUUUCACUUAAUCUAAAAAUAUUUUUUAGUUUUUAUUGUUCUCUAUUUCUCAUCCAAUAUUAUUACACUAUUUUAUCUAACCAUAUAACUAAGAAACGUCCGAAUUACCUAAUGAAUUUCAUAUUAGUGGAUAUGCCUAUCGUAAGUUUGAUUGUGAAAGCCUGGCGGCCUACAAUAUGGCGCCCUAUCCAGAACAAUGUAACUCACUUACCUAGCUUUAUCGUAGCGCUCAACGAAAUAUAAUACAUCAUCGUAGAUUUUAUGCCCCGAAUGGAGCGUUUACCUUCCAAAAAAAAAACUAGUGUCUUUGUGUCUGUAUUUUAGUACACUCACGUUUCCUUUUUUUAAGAUUAAAAUGCGUUCAAAAUAUUUUGUUUCGGCGAAGCCAGUUAAGUAGAAGGUAGUAGACGUAAGUGUGUGUACCGUCGCUAAAGCAGAUUAUAAAAUGUUCCGGUAUUUACUGUUUCGAUGCGGCCCUACUGUGAAGCGUUCCAUCAAAUGGUUUGCAUACAGUUCCGAACUAAGGCCAGCUUACGUGUCCGAACAAAACGUAACUAUCAUCGAUCUAAAAUUAUAAAAGAUGCCUCACAUACGCAGACGAUCGAAGCGACCUUCGAUAGCGCAAGUUACUUCCGUUCCUGAAGCGGAAGAACUACUCGUUCAGGAUGAGGAUAAAAUUCACGUUCCUCGAGCCACCAAAGACCCCUGGUGGAUCAGCGCACUCGAGGUGGCGUGUGUCAUUCUUCUGAUGUUCAUGCUCUGGUUUUGUUGGCGGCACGAGGACCUCGUCCAUUUGCAUACUGCAAAAGUGUACGCCCAUUUGGGUCACGCCUCGGCCCAGCACGUUCUAGCUCAUCGAUAUCUCAAUGGAUCAGGCGAGUUAACUAGAGCAGGCGUAGAGAAGGACCACGCGGAGGCCAUGAGAUGGUUCCGGAAGUCUGCUGAUCAAGGCCACGCCCAUUCCGCGUACAACCUAGCUGUUGGUCAUAUGCAGGGCCUGGAAACGGAUGUUCAGAAAGGGGAGGCUAAAAAAUUGAUCAAGCAUGCAAUGAAUCAUGGCGUCCAUGAGGCGCAUCACAUCUACCAUACCGUUUGUAUAACAGGACAGAAAUGCGAUCAUUGAACCGUGUCCCCUGUAUUGUGUGUGGAGCACUACGACGAAGGCGGCUUAUUCUUCCUAAUAUCAUUCUACUCAUGAAGUAAAGAUUGCAUCAAUAAAGUCGAUCGAAGCCUUUCUCUACGAAGCUAAUAUUGAAGAUCAUAAGCGAAACUUAAUUUUUUUUUAUAUUGCAAACAUCAUUACUAUGUACAAAUAGAACUUUUGACAUGUUAAAUUAGUCGAUUUAGGCUGGCAAGCAUUUCGUUACUAAUCAGCGCAAGGCUUUAAUAAUGAUCUUCAUUAACAAAGUUACACGCAGGCCAACCGUUUCCAGUAGCUCAUAUAUGGAUCUCGAUCCGAUGUGAAGGAUUCAUCGGACGGGUUCAGUUUGGGAGUACAUACAUGCUAUUAGUAUAAUGGUUCUAUUUGUAGCGAAAUACAUAGGCGGAAUGUGGUUUUCGCAAGCCUGCCUUAGGUGCUGGCCUCUUACUCUGUGUCCAGAAAUGCAGUGUCCUAGUUAUUAAGAGUAUGCAACUGCAUAAUGAUACCAGGGUCUGAGUUUUGCUUUUUCCUGGAAACGCUUCUUAGAUGAUUAAGACUGAACCAUAACGAGGUAAAACUCAUAUUCAGCCAUCAUAACCGUAGUAGAAGUAGCGUAACAGUAGAUUCAACACCUAUACAUAACAGGUAUAA
Messenger RNA from Varroa destructor (honeybee mite), 2368 nucleotides. RefSeq lists its product as uncharacterized. Gene Ontology annotation, biological process: ERAD pathway. The record is from RefSeq and is a predicted model, not a curated record. Lineage: Eukaryota; Metazoa; Arthropoda; Arachnida; Mesostigmata; Varroidae. Gene Ontology annotation, molecular function: protein binding. Gene Ontology annotation, cellular component: endoplasmic reticulum membrane.